Molecule: messenger RNA, 1125 nt
Organism: Thunnus maccoyii (southern bluefin tuna)
Lineage: Eukaryota; Metazoa; Chordata; Actinopteri; Scombriformes; Scombridae
Exons: 6
Coding region: 1-1125 (374 amino acids)
Source: RefSeq, a predicted model, not a curated record
AUGAAAUGGUUCACUGUAUACCAGGCUGGCUUCACCUAUAUUCAGACUGAGCUCUCUGCAGAUGGAAAUCGCGUAACGUACAACAUGUCUGAAGAGAGUCACCCAAAUCUAACAAUAAAUGGUCUAAGAGACAGUGAUGCAAAGUUUUACUGCUGCAUCAACACUACAGAGACACCAGAACUCUGCUGGCACAACAGAACUAAGCUCCGUGUUGCAGACCUGCAGGUGAAGGUGAUUCCUGCCACAGAGGGACAGACAGUAUCACUGAUAUGCAAAACCAGUUGUCCUCUGACUGAAAACCCUGCAGCCUACAUCUGGUACAAGAACAGAGAGUUUCUCUAUCAGGACUGGUCUCCCUGGUACCAACAGCUGGUCAGCAGUGAGGAAGCAGUCAGAUACUCCUGUGCUAUCAAAGAUUACGAGCAUCUCAGAGCUCCUGAAGUCUCAGUGGAUUCUGUCACAUCGACCUGCUUUACUGUGACCUACACUGAAGGAAGAAUGUGUUCUUAUAAGCAGACAUCAGUGGAUGAGUCCUGCUCCAUCACAUAUCCCAGAGGUGUUGAUUAUAAGAACUGCUGGAGUGUAAAUUACAUCAGAAGGAGAAUCUGUGCCCUGGAAGGCUCUUCAGUGAACAUUUCAAGUGAAUAUUUGUAUCCUGACAACCAGCAGCCUGAGUCUAAAGUUUGGUAUAAAAUGAAGAGAAGUGGUGAGGAGGAAGCUGUGGAGACGACUGAGGAUGCAGUUCGCGUGCAGUAUCUUGACAACAUGAACAACCAGCACAUCCUGAGAAUCAAAAACCUGAAGAAGACUGACUCAGCAGAAUACAUAUUCAGACUCCAAAAAGAUAGACGGAGACUGAAGGGUGAUCCACCUGGAGUGACUCUGAUUGUCUCAGGCUUGGAAGUUAAGUUGCAUCCUGCUGUGGUGACAGAGGGCCAGAGAGUCACACUGACCUGCAGUACCAGCUGUCCUCUGACUGACAACACAAACUACAUUUGGUAUUUGAACAGUCAAUCUCUGAUGGUGCCAGAGAACCAAAACAAACACCUGGUUCUAGACCCAUACCACAGGAACAUCAACAGCAGCAGUUGGAGUUGUUACAGCAACAACUCCUGCAACUGUUGA